GAUUGUGUGUUUCUCUGGAUUUGCUGUUGUCUCGGUCCGAGCGACUGGAAGGCUGGUCGGCUAGCACAACAUUGAGGUCCUUGGAGUUAUUGUUCAUUUUUCAAUGUUACCACCGCGGUAUCCGUGUGUAUACGGUACAGUAAUAUGCGCGAGGGCGAGUGAGUGCGACAGAUCAUAAGGUUUGUGUGAAUCCUCCUGAAAUAAGGACUUUGGAUAAGAAGGAAUAGGAGCGGCUGACGCUAUUAGGGUUAGCCUCGCUGUUUGUAUUGGAAAGUGGCGUUCAAGUGCCAUCGGAACUCCUAGCUUCUUCGCAUCUCGUCAUGAAGAAAGAGGAUGUAUUUGGAUCGAUUUUGAAUCCAGAAUUUCUCAUCCUGGUCCUGUUUGGAGUCAGAGUUUGCGUAAAUUAUUGGAAAUAUCUGCAAUGACGAUAACGAGUGGCUUAUGUCGUGAAUCUAGGUUAAACCCAAGCACAGAUACAAGGAAACUACCUCAAGACAAUUCCACCGCCUCCAAGUCAUGUAGCCUUCCCAGUUGAAUCGAUUACAGAAUAUCAAGCAGAUAAAUCUCAAGAGACGAAACGCUCUUCAAAUUAGCCUACACUUUUUUGCUUGAGGAGUGAAUUUGCUCCAAAAUUGAUUUGUUUGCUGGCAGACUGGCAGAAUUGCUGGCAGAAUUGCCGACAGGUUUCCAAAAAAUUGGCUCGUGUAACAAACAACGCAUUUAAGGUGGGAACGAAGAUUCCUCUUUGCCAGGUUGACGCAAGGAAAACUGACAUAUUAGACAUAUUUUUGUACGGAAUCUCCCUGCUUCUGAAAUUCGCGAAUAUCUCCGCCCAACUCAUCCGCUGGCUUUCUAUCAGUUUUCACUGUGCGACCAUCCCUGUUUCGUAUGCCCUCACUGAUGAGGACGAUCAUUAACACGUCGAACGUAUUAACGAUCGGGCUAUAAUAAGACCACUUUGGCUAUGUAAUCGCUGACCACAGGAGACAUUUCAUAGUUGGUGAAAACCGGGAUAUUUUAGCUCCCCAACAGCCUUUUGUCGUGAGUCGGGACACGCAACUCAUAACCGGGACGUCUGGUCACCUUCAAUUAAUUCCGCCCUCCCACUUUGUUGUCGAAGCUUUGGAUACUCUUCGAUCGAGAGGAAUACAUAAUCACUGCUCUUCUUUCAAAAUAGUGGACUGUAUAGAAGGGCUAUAAGCAGAAGCCGCACAUUGAAAUCGGUCUUUAAAAAAUGUGGACUUACGGACUUGGGCUCAUAUUACCCGGAAUGAGGCCAAACUUCUCUCCACCUAUCUGCGGAACAUAACCGACGCCCGUGUCCUUGAAGAGAACUGACCACUGCGAAAAGAUGGCGACAGAAAGCCAACCCCUUCAUGGAGAACUGUUUGUCCACCCGCUCUCCAACCCCCAAGCCUCGGGGAUAUGCCCGGAGAUGCUGGAGGUGGCCGAAGUGGCCAACCUGGCCGGGGACUUCAGCCUUGCCGUGGAGAUCUACAGCUCCCAGCUCGCUGACCUCCAGCAGCCCGACCGGGGCCUCUGUCUGCGGAAGGCCGACUCCCUGGCCCGGGCCGGGCGCGUCUCCGAAGCGCUAGACUCUUAUUGCACGUCGGCAAACCUGGAGAAGCUGCGCCCGGACGAGCUGCGAUUGCUGGUGGAAAGCAUAGCCCGGACUCUACGCGAGAAGGAGUUGAAUAUCAGUAGUGGGAAUGGGAAUACUGCUUGUCAAGUGAAAACAACAGGUAACGGGGCCGCGGACGGAGCCGAGAGAGACGCUGAGGGGUUUGAAGAGGAACCCCUUGACAUGUUCUCCUGUCACCUGUGCCGGUGUCUGCUGCACGAGCCCGCCACCCUGGACUGCGGCCACACUUUCUGUAGACUUUGCCUGGUGGACGUGAAAGACUGCAUACAUUGCAAGCGUAAACUGGAUAAAAACGACGCCGAUGGGGGUCAGAGGAUCAACGUGGUUCUCAGUGGCCUGCUGGAGAAGUGGUUCGAGGCGGAGAGUGGGGCCAGGAAACACUGGGUAGAGGCGCAGGGUUUGUGGAAGAAACUCAAGUACACGGACGCACUUCAUCACUUCAACGAAGCAGUCGCGCUUGCACCCUCCUUAGGCAGUCUGCGGAUGCAGCGGGCGAAGUUGCACAUGGAGAUGAGCAACUAUAGCCUGGCUGUCCAGGACUCCACCAGCCUUUGCCGGAGCAAACCGCUCUCACCCAAGGCUCACCACCUGAUGGCUUCAGCCCUCACUAAGGCGGGUCGUAAGGAUGAGGCGUUGCAGGAGUACUUCCUGUGUGUCGCGCUCAAACCCAAUUGUACCAAAAUCAAGCUGGAGGCGCAGACGGUGCUGAGCGAACUCUUCUCCUCUGUGUUCGAGAGGGAUGAUCGGCCCACCCCCCUCCACCCACUGCAGGGGGGGGGCACCUCACGCCUAAUCAAACCCCCUGCCCUCUUCAGCUCCCUCAACACUUUCACCCCCAGACUCGGCUGGUCUUCUACGGAGUCAGAGCUCAGCGCGUCGAAGGCUCCUCCAGCCGGCAACACCUCCCCCAGCCCCCUUUCUCUCUCUCCCGGAGGAGACGCCCCUGGGGGAGGAGGCAGAGGAGGGGAUGGGAAGGAGGGCAGCAGUAAGAGCCUGCUAAGUGUCCUGGCAGCCCUACCAGCACCUCCUGGUGGCCUGAAAAGGAGGUACAGUGGAGAGGGAACUUCAAUCUCCUUCUGCCCACGCUCCAAGAUCUCUAGAGCAGAAGCGGGGUGCAGCUCACAGAGCCCGACAGCCGGGAAGAACUGCGGGAGAACGGUUCCAAGCGAGCUGCUAGACAGUGUUGACAUGGAGUGUUCUCUCUGCAUGAGGCUGUUCUAUGAGCCGGUGGCGACGCCCUGCGGCCACACCUUCUGUCUGAAGUGUCUCGAGCGCUGCCUGGACCACAACCCCAACUGUCCGCUCUGUAAGGAGAACCUGGCCGAGUAUCUGGCGACUCGGGGGUACAACAAGACCCUGCUCAUGGAGGAAGUGCUACAGCGUUACCUUGGAGACGAGCUGGGAGAGAGGAAGAAGAUCCACGAGGAGGAAAUUAAGGAACUUUCAAAUCUGAACCAGGAGGUGCCCAUCUUCGUGUGCACCAUGGCCUUCCCCACCAUCCCCUGUCCGCUGCACGUGUUCGAGCCACGCUACCGCCUCAUGAUCCGCCGCUCCAUGGAGACCGGCACCAAGCAGUUUGGCAUGUGCAUCGCCGACGACCUCAAGGGGUUCGCCGACUACGGCUGUAUGCUUGAGGUGCGUGACGUGAAGUUCUUUCCCGACGGUCGUUCGGUGGUGGACACCAUCGGUGUGUCGCGGUUCAAGGUGCUGAGCCACGGCCAACGAGACGGCUAUAACACAGCGAAGAUAGAGUACCUGGAGGACAAGAAGGAGGAGGGGGAGGAGCUGCUGGAGCUGCUGAAGCUGCAUGACUCUGUGUAUGAGCAGGCUAACAGCUGGUUCACCUCCCUCCGAGACGCCAUGAAGAACCAAAUCGUCAGCCACUUCGGACACCUGCCCACCAAGGACCCCGAGCCCCAGGCUUUACCCAGUGGCCCCGCCUGGUACUGGUGGCUCCUGGCGGUUCUCCCCCUGGAGAGCCGGGCUCAGCUCACCAUCUUGGCUAUGACCUCCCUCAAGGACCGGCUGGUUGCCAUUCGCCGGGUCCUUAUUUUCGUCACGAGGAAGAAGCCCCGGUGAGGGCCUGGAGGAUGUCUGGACCUUAGCCCCCAGGAAGCCCCUUCCUCUCCUGACCUCUCUGGCCCCUGGGGGCCCUCAAUCUGCCCCAAGAGAUUUGCCUUCUGACCGCGUACUGCAGCAUCAGAACAUGUAUGAAUGUUUCUGAACUCUGAGGUACUCCAGUCAGCGCCUGAAGAACCAUGACGUAAAGUGUUUGGUUUUUCCCUGUCAUCUGCUACUCCUCCGUCCAUCUCUGUCUCUGAUCUGAUCUGUUGCUUAUCUAGCUUGAUCAUCUCAGCCCUGGCCCUUUGAGGAGCCGUGUUUUGUCAACAUCACUGCCAGUUUAGGUCUGUAUUUAGGAAAGAAAAAUGACCGUUAGCUGAUGGUGAUUCCAUCACAUGAUUUGGCAGAAGCAACGUAGUGGUUGGCUAAACUAAAGGGGACCGACUAUAGCGGCCUGUGGUGCUCCACACCCCGACAAAUGAGGUGUGCCCAAACCUUUGACUCAGCAAAAGUUUGGUUUGAAGUGUUUGAGUCAUACAAUAUACUCAAAAGGUUAAGGAAAAUAAAAACAUACCCUAUACCUAUCUACCUCUAAAAUAUACAAUCUGAUGUACAACCAAUUUGAGAAUUUCCAGAUUGAAUGUAUUAGUUUAUGCUUUCAACGACCGAGAGGGUAGGAAAGCACUAAAACCUAAUUAGAGUCCCAAUACAGGACAGAAUUAAAUAAGGCACUGUUUGGUUUUCUCAUGGCAAAUUUGUUUUUUAGAUUUUUAGGAAGAUUGUUAGGUUGCGCUGGAGAUGACUGACGGAAAUGUCAGAGGUCUGAGGAUUGGACUGCUUCACAUCUCUUUGUCUUACUCUGUGAGUGUCUCUCGUGUUGUCCUGUUAUGAAUCGCUGUCCGUCAAUGUAUAUCGGAGGCCAUUGUGAAGUUUUAUCUAGGGAUGUACUUUCACUCGUUUUUUCUCCGUCUCUACAUCAGUCAGUCCCUCUAUCUCGGUCUCUGCUCGGUCUCUACUUCUUUCUCUCUGUCUCUGUCCCUCUGUCUCCACCUCUGUCUGUCUCUGCUCUGUCCCUGCCCAUUUAGGUGUUAACGAUGGCUGUUGUGAGCACUCUGGGGUGGGGUUAACAUGCGUUCCCCCUGUAUAUUUGUAAAGGGAGAUGUUGUACUUCAUUUUUUUAAUUGCAUAUUAAAUAAAACUCAUUUACACUUGG
Molecule: messenger RNA, 4916 nt
Organism: Gadus morhua (Atlantic cod)
Lineage: Eukaryota; Metazoa; Chordata; Actinopteri; Gadiformes; Gadidae
Gene: lonrf2
Product: LON peptidase N-terminal domain and ring finger 2
Exons: 13
Coding region: 1352-3721 (789 amino acids)
Molecular function (GO): protein binding; ubiquitin protein ligase activity
Source: RefSeq, a predicted model, not a curated record